UGGGUAUUGCUCGAGAACAUGGUAUUGUUGGUAACAUUGAUGCCGGAUGUAUUGAUCUGAUAUCUUUAGCACUGGAUGUUUAUCUGAAAAAUAUAAUAGAAAUGGCCAUUGACACAGUUAGAUACAGAAAGAAGAAGUAUUCUGAUUAUUAUGACCUAGAUGACUUUGGAACUUAUCAAGCUGUCUCCAGUGGUACAGAUACUAGCAAAGAUGCUAAAGAUGAUAUUAUGGAAAUAGAAAGGAAGAGAACCAUUUCUUUAACAAAUGAAGAUAUAUAUACGUCUUUAUCUUUAUUUCCAAAUAUGGCCGAUGCUUCAGGAGCAUAUUACAAUGCAAUGAACUUGGGUUUGGUCAAUGAUGAUGAAUUAGUGAUUAAGAGUAGUUCUAUUGAUGAUUUACCGGAUUUCCUCGAAGAAAAGCCGUUUUUUA
Molecule: messenger RNA, 429 nt
Organism: Ogataea philodendri
Lineage: Eukaryota; Fungi; Ascomycota; Pichiomycetes; Pichiales; Pichiaceae
Exons: 1
Cellular component (GO): SAGA-type complex
Source: RefSeq, a predicted model, not a curated record